GGAUCACCCUGCCGUCGGCCUUCUCCAGCGUCUACUAUCUGCUGUUCGUGGGCCUCAUGACCUGGUGGGCUUGCCACUUCUCCACCAGCCCUCUGGCCUUCAAUGCUUUCUGCAUCGUGGUGGACGUCUUUGCCGGGGGCCACCUCAUUUGCCUGUAUGGCUACCAGACCCCCUUCGGGCAGGAAAUCCUCCCACCCACAGGCCUCUGGGCACGGUUAUUCGGGCUGAAGGCCAUUAUCCUCCCUGCGGGCUGCAACCAGCCCAACAAGCUGCUGUUGGACGUCAGCCACUCCUGGCCUGUCUACGCCAAUCCAGGGAUCCUCUUGCUGCUCUAUUACGUUUUGGCUACCUUGGUGAAGCUCCGAAGGCUGCGCUCCUCUGGACAGGGAGAUUCCGAGUCUUCCACCUCAGAGCUUCUGGAGCUGGAAAACCGGUCCAGGGACAAAGGCCACCUGCCCGAAGAUGCCAAGCCGAUGCUUAUCCAGGACCCGGAGGCUUCUGGGACGGAGGAGCUCACCGUGCAUGAAAUUGUGGGAACCGAUCACUCAGCCCUCCGGAAACAGAAGCGUCCCCAGGAGAAGAUGCAGCUGCUUCAUUCCUUGGGCCACGUCGUCAUGAAGCAGAGCUACGUUUGCGCCCUCAUUGCCAUGAUG
Thamnophis sirtalis is the source of this 653-nucleotide messenger RNA. The record is from RefSeq and is a predicted model, not a curated record. Lineage: Eukaryota; Metazoa; Chordata; Lepidosauria; Squamata; Natricidae.